UCCAUUGUGAAGUGUAGAUUCAUGCAUUCUUUGGCAUUACGACUUGGACUGAAAACGGUGGAAAGAAGCUCGUUGAAAUUCUUUCGUUUUUCCAGCCGUGGACUCUCAGUGUCGUCAAUGAAUGGAAACAAAGAAAAGACUUUUCAGCUGCAAGACAAACUCCCAAGUCUUCCAGUUCCAUCAUUAGCACAGACUUGUGAAAAAUAUUUAGACUCAGUCAAGCCUCACCUGACAAGAGAAGAGUUUCUUCAAACCCAGUUUUUGGUGAAUGAAUUUGCUAGUGGGGUUGGUAAAGAUCUUCACAGGAAGCUUGAGAAGAGGGCCAAGAGUAUGCGGAAUUGGCUUGAGCCAUGGUGGGAAGAUUUGGCUUAUCUGACACCACGAUACCCUUCUGCCCCGUUGAUCAACGUUGCAGGGCCCCUUCCCAUUACAGACAUGUGGCCAGUACAGAAUGGAACCCAAAUCAAGAGGGCAGCUGUCUUCACUCAUGCAUACCUUUUAAUUUGGCAGAGGCUAUAUAGGGGAGAAAUACCCAUUGACAGAAUGGGCCCAACUCCACUAUGUAUGUUUCAAUUUUCUCGACUCUUCUCAUGUUGCAAAAUUCCUGGAAAAGAAAAGGACUCCCUGAGAACUAGCUUUGUUACAGCCCCUCAUAGCUCACCACGUCACAUCAUUGUGCAAACACGAGGAAGGAUUUUUAGCUGCACAGUACUGGAUGAAAAUAUGGAACCACUGACACCUCCUGAAAUUGAACGGCAGCUACAAGAGAUACAGUCCAUAGCAAAUUCACCAGGGAUAGGGAUUGGCAGUUUAACUGGAGAGAGACGGGAUACCUGGCAUGAGCUGCGAGAAAGAUUGAUAAGUUUGGACAGAAAUAACCAAAAGAAUCUUGAUGUCAUUGAAACAAGUUUGUUUGCCUUGGUUCUUGAUGAAAAUGUUCCUGAGACAGAAAUUGAGGUCUGUAAGCAUGCUAUACAUGGUGAUUCUAAAAAUCGUUGGUUUGACAAGGCUGUAAGUGUGCUGGUCUUUAAAUCUGGAAGACUGGCAUCUCAGUGCGAUCAUGCUCCAUUUGAUGGUGUUGUAGAAAUAGAUUCCAUUAUCUUGGUUGUUAAAUAUCUUGAAGAAAAAGGAGGAGAGUGGCAGGGGAGUUCAGAGAUCAAAAACUAUUUUGCACCUCAAGAGCUGGUGUUUAAGGCUGAUGAUGUCAUUCAUCGUGCUGUUGAAGAUGCUGUUCAAAAAUAUCAGCAACUGGCUGCUACUGUGAACGUUAUAGCACACUCCACACAACAGUAUGGUAAAGGAUUUAUAAAACCUUACAAGAUUCAUCCAGACACGUUUGUACAAAUGGCUAUUCAACUCUCUUAUUACAGACUUCACAGAAAACCUGCACCCACUUAUGAGACCGCUCAGACGCGACAGUUUUAUCACGGACGGACUGAUACGGUUCGGUCUUGUACUGUAGAGGCAACAGAGUGGUGUAAAGCGAUGUUCGAUGAAAACACUGAUAACUUGAGGAAGCUGCGAUUGUUUCGCGAAGCCUGCAAGAAGCAUAUCAAGCUAAUGAAAGAAGCCGUCGAUGGCCAAGGAAUUGAUCGUCAUUUGCUGGGAUUGCAACUGAUUGCUGCCUCAGAAGGAAUGCCAACUCCUGCUAUCUUCACGGAGAAAGCUUGGACGGCCAGUGGUGGAGGUGGAAACUUCGUCCUUUCAACAAGCUGUGUGGGAUUUUCGAAAAUUAUCGGUGGGUGCGCCGCCAUGGUAAAAGACGGUUACGGAGCUUUUUAUAGCAUCGAGGAUAACAAUUCUCAACUGUCUCAGCUGCCGAUGUCAGGAACUCUUGAAUCCUGGAAACAAUUGAUUGGCUGAUUACUCGCGAUCCAGCUGCAGUUUACCUGUCUUUAGAGUUGUUUGUCUAUUGUAUAAAAUAGAAACUGAAAAUCUUCACGGCUGUUGUAAAAAGUGAGGCAUUUUUAGUUAUCUUCUGGUUCGAUGAUUUCUUAUGACAGUUGUCAGCUGAAGUCUCUCAUCGUACAGUAAUCUUAUCAGAUGCACCAUGACACAUCCUGUAAUGAAUUCCUUUUUUCUCAUAACCUGUGUCGGUUACUUUAUACUGAUAAUAGUAAGAGAAGUCAGAUUCUGAUCAGUCAUUCAAUUUCAAAGGUUGCCCAACCAAUCAGGCAUAAUUAUACUUUCUGAGCAUUUUUGCCUUUUAGGGCCAUUUCAACUUGGACCUUACAACUAACUUGGAAUUCUAAACACGCUGCAAUAGCAGGAGGCUAACGAAAGCUUUUCAUGCUUGACGAUAAAAGACAAUUAAAGAGAGAGUAUCUGUUGGCCCCCGGAGACACCAAAAUGAGAUUAAUUUGGAAACUGCAGGCUUUCCUGUGGACAUUGUGGUAAUUAUUGAAAUCUCUUCGCCGGAAA
Orbicella faveolata is the source of this 2421-nucleotide messenger RNA. RefSeq names its product peroxisomal carnitine O-octanoyltransferase-like. Gene Ontology annotation, molecular function: carnitine O-octanoyltransferase activity. Gene Ontology annotation, cellular component: peroxisome. Lineage: Eukaryota; Metazoa; Cnidaria; Anthozoa; Scleractinia; Merulinidae. The record is from RefSeq and is a predicted model, not a curated record.